AUGGUUAGCCCGCUCAAGGACGACAGGCGUGCCGGCGGGCCGGAGGAGGAUUUCAUACGAAGACACCACAAGCAUGACGUCGGAGAAAACCAGUGCAGCUCCUCUUUGGUGAAACACAUCAAGGCCCCUUUGCCUCUCGUUUGGUCGUUGGUGAGGAGAUUUGAUCAGCCGCAGAGAUACAAGCCGUUCGUGAGUAGGUGCAUAGUUCAGGGCGAUUUGCAGAUUGGGACUGUUCGGGAGGUGAAUGUGAAAUCCGGGCUUCCGGCGACGACCAGCAAGGAGAGAUUGGAGCUGUUGGAUGACGAGGAGCACAUUUUCAGCAUGCGGAUUGUCGGUGGUGAUCACCGCCUCAAGAACUACUCCUCGAACAUCACCGUCCAUCCCGAGAUCAUAGAUGGAAGGCCAGGGACACUGGUGAUCGAGUCCUUUGUGGUGGACGUGCCGGAAGGUAACACCAAGGACGAGACGUGUUACUUUGUGGAGGCUCUCAUCAAGUGCAACCUCAAGUCGCUGGCUCAUGUCUCCGAGCAUCUAGCCAUGCAGGACCGAACGGACCCGAUCGAUAGAUUCUAA
Molecule: messenger RNA, 573 nt
Organism: Striga hermonthica
Lineage: Eukaryota; Viridiplantae; Streptophyta; Magnoliopsida; Lamiales; Orobanchaceae
Source: the annotation of a GenBank genome assembly